AUGCAUAGUGCUGAGAAGUUCAACUGGGCUGAGGCCGAGCGGCAGCCAGGUCCUGUCUGCCUAACAAUCUUCCUCCUCCAGUGUGCAAAAGUGGUCACAGUGUCUCCGCCAAAUGCCCCCACGGCCUCAGGGCCGUGGCUGUGCCAGCCUGCCCCCAGGUGUGGGGACCAGAUCUACAACCCCGUGGAGCAGUGCUGUGAUGACGACACCAUCCUGCCUCUGAAUCGGACUCGCCUUUGUGGCCCCAACUGCACCUUCUGGCCCUGCUUUGAACUCUGCUGUCCUGAGUCCUUUGGCCCCCAGAAGUUUGUCGUGAAAUUGAAGGUCCUGGGUGUCAAGUCCCGGUGCUUCUCAUCCCCUACCUCCAGAAACUGCCCCAGGUAA
Zalophus californianus (California sea lion) is the source of this 384-nucleotide messenger RNA. Its product is annotated as insulin growth factor-like family member 3. The transcript is spliced from 3 exons. Bases 1 to 384 code for a protein of 127 amino acids. Lineage: Eukaryota; Metazoa; Chordata; Mammalia; Carnivora; Otariidae. Gene Ontology annotation, molecular function: signaling receptor binding. The record is from RefSeq and is a predicted model, not a curated record.